This is a messenger RNA of Nematocida ausubeli, 942 nucleotides long. RefSeq lists its product as uncharacterized. The transcript has a single exon. The coding region runs from base 1 to 942 and encodes 313 amino acids. Lineage: Eukaryota; Fungi; Microsporidia. Gene Ontology annotation, molecular function: zinc ion binding. The record is from RefSeq and is a predicted model, not a curated record.
AUGAAUAAAACACUGUACGGCAUAUUAGUUCUGCAGUUGGGGAGAUGCAAAACACUCACUGAUAUGGUGAGGAAAAGAAAGGUGCCAGCACCAGAUCAUUCUGAAACAGAGAACGCAAGCGGAAAUAGGCAGAGUGCCCAGGUCGAAGAAAAAGAGGAGGAUGCAUUCUGCCGCAUAUGCUACUCGCAUGAAAACCCGCUGGGCCUGCUGAAUGACCUAAUCAGCCCAUGCGGCUGUAAGGGGACCAUCAAGUAUGUCCACAGGUACUGCCUGCGCGUAUGGCGGUUUAAAGGGAAGCAGGUGAAAGACAUCAAGAUAUGCGAGCAGUGCUUCUGUGAGUAUUCAGUGGAUGAUGAGAAGCAAGUGGGCAGGGCAGUCGUGACUGUGUCAACAGUUGCAGUUAUGAUCUCUCUUCUCAUUCUCACAAGCAUGUUUAUCACGUCGACUGCAGACACUGCUAGGUUCAUUCUAAACGACAUCUACACAUACAUGCAUGGCAACUCAAGAAUGAUUUCUUUUGAUAGGCCUAUCAUUAUAUGCAACAUGGACUCAGUGGUUGCCAUGAAAAACAACCAGAACCCGCUGCGCACCUCUUUUGUUCUCCAGAAAAUAGAAAGCUCUGCAGAUCCAAACAUAGACCACUUCGCAAGCAUCAAAAAGAAGUACAUCUACAACCUAAAGAAUAUACACCUACUGGACAUAGAAAAGGGAGACUCUUUUAUGUCAGUGGCCAUCAUGAGCAUGAUUUACACAAUUGCCUGCGAAGACAAUCCUGUGCUGUUCAUUAACUUCGCUCUUUCUUUCUGGAGAAUCAUCGCAUUUGACACCUUUUUUGACUGGUUCCUAUAUGGGAUGAUCUGUCUGUAUAUAUACUCCCAGAUGUUUGAGAAAAUUUAUAAGCUCAUCGAUAAUUACUGCAUGUAUGUUAUCAACGUAUGCUAA